UGUAUAUAAACCCCAUUCAGUCUUAUCUCAUUUGGCAUCCAUCAAUCCAACCUUCACCUUCCUCCUACAAUUCUCUUUUAUUUUCUCUCACUCUCUUUGCAAUUCUUUGACACUCAAUUUGUUCUUUAAAACAUCAUUAGUGCCACUAAUAAACUCUGAAGUACUGGUGUAAUAUACUAAUAACAGUACUCGAUCAAUUUUCAGAAGAACAAUGCAGAAGAUUAUAUUGUCCCUUGAUCUACAUGACGGCAGAGGCAAACAGAAAGUCAUGAAAUCAGUUUCUGGACUUUCAGGGGUUGAUUCAGUAUCGAUAGAUAUGAAAGACAAGAAAUUGACAUUAAUUGGAGAUGUUGAUGCACUACUUGUUGUAAAGAAACUCAGAAGGCAUUGUCACACAACAAUAGUUUCAGUUGGGCCAGCAAAAGAACCAGAAAAGAAGAAGGAAGAACCAAAGAAGGAGGAACCGAAGAAAGUAGAACCCAAGAAAGAGGAACCAAGGAAAGUCACUAAUGAUCCGGUAGUUGAUUAUGUUAAUGCUUAUAAAGCAUAUAAUCCUCAUAUGACUACACAUUAUUUUGUUCAGAGUGCUGAAGAAAAUCCAAAUGCUUGUGUUAUUUGCUAGAUGAAUUUCAUUUCAUUGACUUUUAGAUCCCUGCUCGAUUUCAUUGAAGAAUACUAACAUUUGCACAAUUGAACUUAAUUUUUCUUGCACAAUUGAACUUAAUGUUUAAGAGGAAAUAAUAUGUACUGUACUUAUAUGCUAUUUGGAAAUCAAAAUGAAAGGCAUUGUUCUA
This is a messenger RNA of Papaver somniferum (opium poppy), 794 nucleotides long. RefSeq names its product heavy metal-associated isoprenylated plant protein 39-like. The transcript has a single exon. The coding region runs from base 212 to 622 and encodes 136 amino acids. Lineage: Eukaryota; Viridiplantae; Streptophyta; Magnoliopsida; Ranunculales; Papaveraceae. The record is from RefSeq and is a predicted model, not a curated record. Gene Ontology annotation, molecular function: metal ion binding.